CCCACCACGGCACAGCACACCCCCACCAUAUCCUUCCCUUUGUACACCAUCCUCCAAGCAAAGAAUACACUACGAUUCACCAAAAUGUCCGUCUGCAUAAUCUGCACCACGCCGCUCUUCGUAGAAGUCUCGCAUGACUCGGACUCCGAGCAUGAAUCCAGCGGGCCCUCAUCUGGCAAAGCGCGGGCCGCAAGCCCAGAAACCGUGCCCGACGAUGUGCAGUUAAACUGCGGGUGUCACUUCCACUGGGACUGUCUCCUCUCCGCCUACGAAGUAACACAAUGCCCCUCAUGCGGCCAGAACAUCGCCUCAAACGACAACACGCAGAUCCUCGUGAACCUGAACAACGAGGGCGGUCUGCAGCGUGAUCUCGACAUCCUCCCCCUACUCGUCGAGGAAAGCUACCUAAAAGCCUACCCCGAGGACAGAAAGUGCCGCGCAUUCCUCGAGUUCUGCCGCGAAGGCGACUACAAAGCCGUUGUCGCGAUGCUGCAAGACGACGACUCGGACGACUCAGAUGAAGAUGGAGAUGAGGAUAUGCCCGACCACACCGACGAGCAAACGGAUAUGGAUAAACUGCUGCGCUACCAGGAUCCCAUCGGCGAUAUGCAGUCUGGACUCCAUGCGGCGGUGCAUGCGCAGAGCAGGGAGGUCGCGUGGUUGCUGCUGCUGCUGGCGAGUAAUUUGGAUUUGAUGGAGUUUCCGCCGCUGGUGUUUCAGGAGGCGGGUGCGAUGGGGAUUAUGCGCGGGUUGACGGAGGAUAAGGUUGAUAUUAGGAGUUUGCGGGAUGCGCAGGGGAGGACGGCGGAGGAUGUUGCGAAUGAAGUUGGGGGUGUGUGGGUGGGGUGGACGGGGAAUGAGAGGUUGGCGAUUUGAGGGAUGAAGAAAUAACUAGGAAGAGACGUGGGGGUGGGGAGGAAUUUGUGGAAAAAGACGCCUUCUUCGUGAUAGGGAUUCUGCGAAGGAGCUCUUUGGCCCUGUUGACUUGCUACGAACAAAACAUCUGAAUAGAAUGGAACAGAACCACCACGGGUGGGAUAUCAUUCUUGCCUUCACAC
Dothidotthia symphoricarpi CBS 119687 is the source of this 1058-nucleotide messenger RNA. RefSeq lists its product as uncharacterized. The transcript is spliced from 2 exons. NCBI's taxonomy places the organism in Eukaryota, Fungi, Ascomycota, Dothideomycetes, Pleosporales, Dothidotthiaceae. Bases 85 to 876 code for a protein of 263 amino acids. The record is from RefSeq and is a predicted model, not a curated record.